This is a messenger RNA of Dromiciops gliroides (monito del monte), 4087 nucleotides long. RefSeq names its product leucine rich repeats and transmembrane domains 2 (gene LRTM2). Gene Ontology annotation, cellular component: plasma membrane. The coding region runs from base 414 to 1763 and encodes 449 amino acids. The record is from RefSeq and is a predicted model, not a curated record. Gene Ontology annotation, molecular function: protein binding. The transcript is spliced from 5 exons. Lineage: Eukaryota; Metazoa; Chordata; Mammalia; Microbiotheria; Microbiotheriidae.
GCGUGCCUGUGUGUGCUGCUGUUGCUGUCAUCACAGAUGUACCCCCAGCUGUCACUCCAUUGCCCGGUCUCUUUCGCUUGAGCACACGCUUCUCUCACUCUCCCUCUCUCUCUGUUUGUUAUUGACCCAGGAGCCCCAUCCCCCUUGCAUGCUGAAAGACUGUCAUUGCAUCUUCCCUGUGCUGCGUGCUGGGAGCCAGUGUCCCGCUCUUGUGGCAAGGGUGGUGAGAAAGGCUGGUGGGUCAGGGAAGACCCUGGCAUUAAUUCUGCCGAGGCUCUGUCCGCCGGUGCCAUUCGGAUUUUUCCAGGGAUCCGGGCAAGGUUUCAUUCGAAGGUUUAGCUGUGUGAUCUGAUGAGACCGCAGGCCAGUUGGAGGACCAGUGUGCAGCUGCUGCAGCAUGAACCCCUAAGCUGAUGAGCCUUAUUAUAGACUUGUUUGCGGAAGACAGCACAUUCCAGUUCACCUCCAAAGAGACAAGGGGAGCUAGAGGCUGUCCCUGGGGCACGCCUCUGCCCCCCUCUUUUCAGCUGAAGCCCUGGGAAGGGCUGAAUCACUGCCACCUCAGUGCACAUGGACUGACAAGGCAGGACAAAUCGGGGCUCCACUGUCUCCCAAGAGAUCAGGGGCCAAGAGAAGCUGUAGGGUUCAGCACCAUGCUGGCACUGGGCAUUGGGCAGUGCUGGAGAAGCAAGCUUUCCCUGAGGUGGAGACAGCUCUCCUGGAUUGCCUGCUGGAUUUCCCUGUAUGCAGCAGAGACUCUCCCCACCUGCCCUUUCUCCUGUAAAUGUGACAGCCAAAGUCUGGAAGUGGAUUGCAGUGGCUUGGGGCUCUCCACAGUGCCUCCAGACGUGCCUGCUGCUACCCGUACCCUUUUACUCUUGAACAACAAGUUGAACAUUCUGCCUAGUUGGGUUUUCUCCAAUCUGUCAAGCCUUCAGAGGCUCGAUCUGUCCAACAACUUCCUGGACCAGCUGCCUCACUCUGUAUUUGGGGACCUGGUGAACCUAACUGAGCUUCAACUUCGCAAUAACAGCAUAAGGACCCUGGACAGGGAUCUCCUGCAGCACGCACCCCUCCUCCGACACCUGGACCUGUCCAUCAAUGGCCUGGCACAACUGCCCCCUGGCCUCUUUGAUGGACUCCUGGCCCUGCGUUCUCUCUCACUCCGCUCCAACCGCUUGCAAAACCUUGACCGGGUGACAUUUGAACCACUAGUGAGCCUACAGCUGCUUCAGGUUGGGGACAACCCUUGGGAAUGUGACUGUAACUUGCGAGAGUUCAAGCACUGGAUGGAAUGGUUCUCCUAUCGCGGGGGACGCCUAGACCAGCUGGCCUGCACGAUGCCCAAAGAGCUGAGAGGGAAAGACAUGCGGAUGGUUCCCAUGGAGAUGUUCAACUAUUGCUCUCAACUGGGGGAGAGCAGCUCAGCUGGGUUGGAAGUGUCUGGGCCUCCCUGUACCAAGGCCAGCCUAGAGCCUGUUAAGCCCAAGCCUGGGGCUGAGCCAGAACCAGAGCCCAGCACAGCCUGCCCCCAGAAACAGCGAUAUCGGCCAGUUAGUGUCCGUCGGGCCAUUGGUACUGUCAUUAUUGCUGGUGUGGUCUGUGGCAUUGUCUGUAUCAUGAUGGUGGUGGCUGCCGCUUAUGGAUGCAUUUAUGCCUCCCUCAUGGCCAAGUAUCACCGGGAGUUAAAGAAGCGCCAGCCCCUGAUGGGUGACCCAGAGGGUGAGCAUGAAGAUCAGAAGCAGAUCUCCUCUGUGGCAUGAGACCUCCCCACCCCCAUCUGGCCUUAGUAGGAAGAGCUGGGAAAGAAAGCCAGGGACUUUAGCAAGCCCCUCUCUUAGGCAACUCUCCAGCACCCCUUCCUCUCUAUCCCGAGUUUCUGUUGUUCAGUUCCUGUCUCAGUCUGAUCACAGAACACUGCUUUCCUGGAUCCCACCUUCCUCCCGUGCCCAACCAGGCAAAGAAACCACAGCCCAGCUGCCUCAACGAACCAGAGUCCUUGGAAUUUCUCUGGAAACUCUCUCAAUUUACUCCCUCAUCAGACAUUUGUGUGUAAUUUCCAAAGGUUCUGCCUAAUAGGAAGAACAGAUGAGGGCAGAGGGGAAACCUCUGGUGAAGAAGGGAGGUUUUUGCAAUCAUGUUUUACCCUUCCUCUCACUCUCCUCUGGGUGGAAUCAUGGCUGUGAUUCUUCCAGCAUUUUGCCUUCAAGAUGCUAGAGGAAGGGAGUCAUGGGAAUGGGGGGAGGAGGGGCUCAGAGGAAUAUUUCUGCUAAUCUGUCUUUUAGGUUUGGAAAGAUACGUUUAACCUUCCUUCAGGGCAAAAGAUGGUUCCAUUUUUUAGGCUCUGGUACAGCCACAGGAAUAAAACCUACCCUACUCUUAUCAAUACAGCUAUAUGAGUAUAUACAUCCUUCUUACACUGCAAAUGUAGUUAUGACCCUAAAUCUGGCAUAAUCUUCAAAUACUCCCUGCCCUCAUUGCCCCCGAAUUCACAAAGACAAACUCACAUGCUCAUAGCAAUAUGAACAAAACUCUGUUGAUUUAGGAGUCUUCACACGGGACAGAUUCAUGCAUACACCUUCACACAAAGAUACAGUGUAGCUGAGAUGUCACUUUCCCCACAACAGAGAGUCAUCUGUUCAACCAAUGGGGGAGAGAAACCCAAAUCCAACAGCACAAGGAUUCUUUUGCUAUCUGCUAAAGUGGGAUAAAGUAUUGUUUCUGGACCAGACUGCCUAUCACCAUGGUAACCAACUCAAACCUAGCAUGUUGGAUAUUCUGGGGACACCUGCCCCAGAGGCCUCAAAGCUAUAGUGCUUGUGGCUGGUGCAAUAUUAGGAACUCAGACUCAUAUCACAGAAUACUUAAUCAGUUCAGACUACACAGAUCAGCACUGCUAGGCACAGUUAGGACACUCACCUCUGCAUACUGCAACCCAGUUUCUCCUCUAGAGUCUGAGUUCUGAAAAAGGAAACUAGCAUGCCUCUUACUUCACCUAUGCUCCGAUGUGUGAUUUUGGGCAAAGGAGCAGAGCUGGAUCAUCCUUGGAUAAUGCUGUUUGGCCUGGUGAUGCCCCUUUGUGGGGGAAGCAGGGACAUGGAACUGGGAAAGUGAGUGUCAGGUAGAGAGAAUAAUGUUCCUCACUGAAGCUCACUGCCAACCUGAGUGCCCAAGGGGGAUAUUCCCCUACAAUCCCUUCUGGUGCUUGGAGAAGGGUGCGUUCCUCUUCCAGGCAUAGGUAAGCAUGGGUCCACUGGGGAAUCUGACUGUUUGGUCUUGUUCCUCAGAGUCUUUAAUUACAGCUAAACUAAGGACCAGAAUCUGAGCCAGGAGGCUAUAGAUUUGGAUUCUUAAUGUAGCCAAUAGUAAUGGGAUACAUAAUAUACUAAGAAUGUAUGAGUAGAGUGGGGAUGGAAGAAGAAGGUCGUGGAGGAAUUAUGGGAACCCUAGUAUUUCUCCCUGCUUUUCCUCUUCUUCCUCCUUUAUUCUUCUUCCUUCUCAUUAUGAGUUUGAUGCCUGGUGAUGUUUUUCAUCAUUCCCUGGGAAUACCUUGAUCUUCUCUUUUCAGGUCAGUGGUUUCCCAAGGAACAUCUGAGGGGCUAGAAGGCACCCAACUGGUUAAUGGGGUGUCUUAGGAGGAUAAUAUAAGGAAAAAGUGCAUCUAAAGCACAGGCAAGAAGAGGGAUGGGGGAAGAUGGCAGGGUAUGACUGGGCUGGUCCUGGUUGCCUUUCACCCACUCCCCCAAAUCUGCAUAUGUAGGCUAUGGGGAAAAAAGGGAAUGAGAUGUAAGGUGGGCAUAGUGGGGGAGGCAUGUUUGAGAAGGUGCUUCCCCCAGCUAAACUGGGGAGUGGAUACCAUUGGCAUAAGCUCAAUCAACCCUUCCCUUGGGUAGGUGGGCCUUCCCUCUUCUAUAUGGGUUGGCAGUAGACCUGAUUGUUGUUAUUAUUGUUUUUAAUAGGGGUGGAGGGGUGGGGGAGGGGAUUAAAAAUGGCGGUGUCUUCAGCACAAGGCAGGAGAUUUUUAAAGGCAAAAUUAUAUUUCUUGUUUGUUGUUUCAGAAGAACAAUAAAGACUGUAUUUUCCUAUA